Molecule: messenger RNA, 709 nt
Organism: Saccostrea cuccullata (small rock oyster)
Lineage: Eukaryota; Metazoa; Mollusca; Bivalvia; Ostreida; Ostreidae
Exons: 3
Coding region: 32-370 (112 amino acids)
Source: RefSeq, a predicted model, not a curated record
UUGAUAGUUACAGAAUCAACCAAAAAUCAAAAUGUUUCUGACACUUCUGGGAUUAGUAUCCUUUUGCAUGGAACGGCACAGAGAAAGAGCACAACAAAGAUGCUCAGUCGUCCUUAUAGAGAAAACAGAGGAAAAAACAAAGAACGCGACAUUGACUGACCAGUUCAUAGCUGCAGGUGAUUGUCAGGAAGAAACCUUAAGAGAAGCGGAAAUCCCAAUCAAGAAUGAAUCCGAAUCAGAGAGAAGAAGACGCAGCUGGGAAAUGGGGGAGAUAGACUACCUGGGUGUGGACAGUUUCGACAAUAUUUUGAUGAAACUGAACCAAAGCAUGGACUGCAUCCCCACCCACUUCACAAAGGAGAGAAAUUAAUAAUUGGAUUGCAGUUUUAAUUAUCGGUCAAAACGAACUUUGAAAGUCUACAGUGCCGUUUUGAGCACCACUUCAUUUCUGAAUAGUGAUUUUAUUUUCACGACCUCCAUGUCAUGUCAUUUUGGUAGCCAAGUGUUCGUUUCAAGAGAAGCUACAUGUAGGAGUAAGAAUCUGAUAUAUGAAUAGGGAAGAUUGUAAAUUGCAAUGUUUAUUCACGAAGAGAACUUUCACUAAUUAAGAAAAAAGUAUAUUUUCAAUCAAACAUGUCUUAUUACGAAGUUGAUUGGAAAACAGGCUGACUUGGUUUAUACAUGUAUUGUGAAGUUCAAUAAAAUAUAA